Cucurbita pepo subsp. pepo (vegetable marrow) is the source of this 546-nucleotide messenger RNA. Lineage: Eukaryota; Viridiplantae; Streptophyta; Magnoliopsida; Cucurbitales; Cucurbitaceae. The record is from RefSeq and is a predicted model, not a curated record.
CAAACGGCAAGUUCUCUUGAAACCUUACCUUACAAUAUAAAGCUCUGAGGAAGGAAGGUCUGUUGAGGAGUAACACGAUGACGCAGACGCCCUUCAUCGGGAAACUCGCAAUAUUCUUAUCCUUCUUCGCCUGCGUCAGCUGCCUGACCUCCGCCACGGCCCCCGGCACCGUUCUCCGCUUCCGCUCAGGCUCCCCCACCUUCAAGAUCGUCCUCUUUGCAGACCUGCAUUUUGGGGAGGAUGCCUGGACUGAUUGGGGCCCUCUUCAAGACGCCAAUUCCUCUCGAGUCAUGUCCACUGUCCUCGACCUUGAGAAUCCAGAUUUGGUAGUAUACCUUGGAGAUGUGAUUACGGCAAACAACAUUCCAACAGCCAAUGCAAGUUUGUAUUGGGAUCAGGCGAUCUCUCCAACAAAAGCCAGGGGUAUUCCAUGGGCCAGUGUGUUUGGAAAUCACGACGACGCACCAUUUUCGUGGCCGAUCGACUGGUUUUCUGCUACCGGAAUUCCUCCACACCGUUGCCGGGACGAUGCUACCUCGUGUUCAG